CCCCGCCCAUCCGCGUUGUCACUUUAUAACGUAACAGUUACAGUAGGGCACACGCGCUAUCAGGCCUGCGGACGCGCAUUCACCCCGACUGCUGCCAUCGCUCAGAUACAGGCUCCCGCUGAGUUUCCUUCACUCGCGUAACAGACGCGUUACGACAGGCGACGAACCAACAGAGAACAAACUGCUCAACUUUUGCUCUGAAUAUAAACUUGACUCUUGACUCUCAAACAAUGACAGAGGGAACCAACGUGCUCGAAGGUGAUGCUGCCGCCAAAGAUGAGGUGCCAAGCGGUGGUUCCACGGAGAAGAAGCCGGAACAGGGGAGCGGGGACAGCACGGUGGCGGUCCCCUUACCGGCAGCGGCUUCUGCGCCAGAGGAGGUCGAGUUUGUGCACCCCGAGGGCGGCUGGGGGUGGGUGGUCAUGCUGGCGGCCAUGUGGUGCAACGGUUCCGUGUUCGGCAUCCAGAACGCCUACGGGAUCCUCUACCUCUACCUCCUGCGGGAGUUCGGCUCCGCCGAAGACAGCUCCAAAGCAGCGCUGGUGGGCUCCCUCUCCAUGGGAAUGAUCUUCUUCUGCUCCCCCAUCGUCAGUAUCGUCACCGACAUCCUGGGCUGCAGAAUCACUGCCGUGGGCGGCGCCGCCGUGGCCCUGGUGGGCCUUCUGGCCAGCUCCUUCGUCACAUCCCUGGGUCCCAUGUACUUCACCUAUGGCAUUGUGUAUGCCUGUGGCUGCUCCUUCGCGUACCAGCCCAGCCUGGUCAUCCUGGGCCAUUACUUCAACAAGCGCCUGGGCCUGGUCAACGGCAUAGUGACGGCGGGCAGCAGCGUCUUCACCAUCACUUUGCCCAUCGUGCUGACGAGCCUGCUGGAAAAAGUGGGCGUCCAGUACACCCUGCGCAUUCUCUGCAUCCUCAUGUUUGUCCUCAUGCUGGCUGGUCUCACCUACAAGCCCCUCCUGCCACCCAAGCCCGCCAGCACACAAACAGGCGGCCGGUGCACGUCCGUGAGAAAGAUCUUCAAUGUCAACAUCUGGAGGUCCAGGGGGUAUCGCAUCUGGGCCUUUGGCGUCCCUGCUGCUCUCUAUGGCUACUUUGUGCCGUACGUUCACCUGGUGAAACAUGUUGAGGAGCGUUUCGGAGCAGAUGCCAGUAAAGAGGUUCUGCUCAUGUGCCUCGGCAUCACAUCCGGUGUGGGCCGGCUCAUCUUCGGCAGGGUGGCGGACUACGUUCAUGGGGUCAACAAAGUCUACCUGCAGGUGGCUUCCUUCCUCGUCAUCGGCCUCAUGUCCAUAAUGAUCCCAUUUUGUAACAUCUUUGGCGGGUUGAUUGCCGUGUGCCUGCUGAUGGGGCUGUUCGACGGCUGCUUCAUCUCAAUCAUGGCUCCUAUUGCUUUUGAGCUGGUUGGGCCCAACGAUGUGUCCCAGGCAAUCGGCUUCCUCCUGGGACUGAUGUCUGUGCCUAUGACUGCGGGCCCUCCCAUCGCAGGCUACCUCAGAGACAGACUCAACAGCUAUGAUGUGGCCUUCUGGCUGGCAGGCAUCCCCCCCAUCUUUGGAGGAGCUGUGCUUUGUCUGAUCCCCUGGUUGGAGGCCAGAAGCAAAAAGAGGGAGAAAGCGGGUCUGAACAAAGAGCAGGACAUCACCCAGAAGAUGAUAGACCAAGAGAAAGCUCAGGGAAAUGGUCAAUACAAAAGCGGGGAGUCUGUCCUAUAGGUGCCUUAUGAGACUGAAAGUCAGCGACAAUGACAGAGUGAGUGUGUGAGUGUGUAUGUGUUUAGCCUAGAUCACAGUGCCUGCCUUCAGUAGGACUGAACAGGCAGAAGUACAGUGUAAUAUUUGCAAUUUGGUCUUAAAGCAGGCAAACUUGAAGCUUAACUGAAUCUAGAAAAAUGACUGCAAACCUAAUACUUUGUGUCAGGUAAAGGAAGGCUUCACUAUAAACACGUGGAGGAUGUAGAAUGAGUCUGGAGCGUGUCUCUAAAACACCUUCAGAUGGUAGCGUUAAUGGAAACACUUACAGUCAGCUUCCAACACUACCACAGUAAAAUGAAGUCAUAUUAGCCUCUGAGCCAAAGGUGUGUGUGUGGAGACCUGCCAUGUUUAGAAUCCAGACGUCAGACUUGUACACACCAGCGUUCAGAGGGACCCGGCUGCUCGGAGCAGGACCUGUCCUGGUAAUGAGAAGCACUGUGAUCAUCUGAGCUGCGAAGGUGCUUGGACACUUAAAGGGGAGGAGCAACACCCGAACCCUGACACAGAGAAGCCUGGUGUGUUAUAGAAGGAACUGUCUCCAAAGCCGGACCAAAGAAUGGGCUCAAAGACAAAGUUAUCAUGUGGCAUGUGUUUACUGGGUGAAUCCAACCAUAACUGUGACAGAUUCAUCCAAACGUGCUGCUUCUAAUCAAACCGUGUGAGUAAGGAAUCACGUUAAAUGUUCAUAUGUUUAAGGGAAUAGUUCUUUCUUUUGGCAAAUGAAGCCUUAUACCACUACCUGUUAAAUCUAUGGCUGCAGACAUCAUGAUUAUGCGUGUGAUACAUGCAUUUCAAAUGAAACAUUAACCCCUUCAUGCAAGAACCUCUGUUUGGGUUCCUGUGUUUUUAUUUCUCUUUAGGCAUAAAAAAUCAUAUAUAAAUGCAGCUGUUGAAUAUGUGUCCACUGUUCUGUUUUAACAUGCAUGAAAGGGUUAAUUAUGAUAAGGUUUAAUUUGAAGAUAAGCUUGAUCUGUGUUGAUGUUGUGGUUUGUGCAGGGAAAUGUCAGACUACUCCGAUAUGUCGCUGCCGCUUCAGUCCAUACAUCACCGUUCCACGGAAUCAAUUACAAGGAACGUGAUGCAGAACAUUCAGUAGAUCUAAGAAGAGCUACCAGGCUACUAUGUAACAUUUAUUAGCAUGCCAUCAUUUCAAAGACUGAUUAUUGAUAGACUGAUAUUUUCCUGAUCAUUAUCUAUCCAUCCACUAUGUUAACCUGCAAUGGAAGGUUGUUUGUUUUAUGUUUUCAUAUUUAUUUACUUGUUGUGUGUCAGACCUUAGUCUGGAGAACUGACUACAUUGACUAAAGACCAAAGUGUAUCCAAAGGUGUGUCCGCCUGCAGGUAGAGUGCAUGUUAUUUUCAUCACGUGGGAGCGGACGGAUGUUUUCUCGGCAGAUCUGUGACUCUCUACCUCAGAUGUUCCCACUCAUUCUGUCCCGUCCCUCCACCAUAGCCAGGGUCCAGCAGUGAGACUGCUGAAACACAGCAUCGAGCACCAAGCCUUAAAUGAUCCUGUACAAAAUGGAACAAGAGACUGCAAACAGGGUUUACAUCUUUCUCCUCUCUGAACAUCUGUAUUUCAUUCUGAUGCUUUUUGCAGCAGUUUUUAAUAACAUGCGUGGAUCGUUCCUUGGUCAGUGCCACAAUAGUCUUCACCACUGUGAGCCUCAAGUCAAGCAUGAUUGUAAACCUUUUCAUUUUAUCAUGUUAAAACAUCUUUGAUUGCUAAUUUAAUUAGUUAUUGCUCAGUAUCUGCUACCUACCAAAGUAUUAUUUGUUAUUAAGUGAUGGAUUUUAUGGUACAUUUAGGCCUUAAUGUUCCAGCUUUUCUGUUAUUAUUUUAGCUCGUAUACAAUUUACCUUCUGGUUUCAUUCAUAUAUUAUUGUGUUAUAUUACAAGGUGAGGGCUGUUUUUCUGUCUUUAUUUGCAUGCAACCUUUGAUUGACUGUGUUGUGUGAUGCUUAUUGUUGAUUUAUUGUUUAUCUCUCAUGAGAGAAGCUGUUAUUUACCUAUGUAUUACUUUUCUCAUGCCUCCUACAGAAUCUGUAGUGAGCUACACUAUGUGCCAUUUAUGCAAGCAAUCAGAUUUGAACAUUUCCAAAACAGUAAAUAUUUUUAAAAGACAUUUCUGUGGUUGUGUACAUUACUCCUCAUUUUAUUAAGGAGACGAAGUAGAAUCAUCGCAGCUAUGUAGCAGCCCCUCUUAUACAACACUGCUACAAUGGUCGGUUAUGACAACAACACUAUGGCAGCUACAGGUUAAUUCAUUAUUUCACACCAUAUGUGGUAUUUAAUGACUUAUUCAUGACAUUUUUUGCAGACAUUUUGCAUUUUUAAAUGGGUGAUUAUAAAAGAAGCAGUAGCUGUUUUGUUCAGAGUAACAAUUAUUUAUUUCCUUAUAAAUAAAAUAUAUAAUAAUAAAUAAAAUAUAAGCCUAAAUGUUUUACACUAUUUAGGCACUAUGGUCCACCUCUGCGUCUGGUAUUUGCAGGUGUAGUUGCCAACCAUCUGGUGCAUAGUAUCUACUCGUCUGUUCUGGUUGUAGAAAAUCAUUGCAUCUGUUUUUUUCUUUGGGCUGUUUUUAUCCACAAUCUUGUUGUGGUGCAUUGUGCUAAGCAGCAGAACAACCUUUUCCCUUUUUCUUACAUAGCUGAUCAUGGUCGUGCUGCCACUGAACCCAAUUCUGUGCUGUGGACCUCUCUGGACCUGGGCGCCUUUAUAACACAAUAGUCAGAUAAUCAGUUUUUGUUUCCAGGUUUAUUUUGGUAACUUCCUGUUUUGUCCUGUGUAUUUUGUAUUCACUGACACUUGAUUAUCAGUCAUUUAAAUAACCAGCUGCUAUCAUCAUACCUCAGUAGUCACCAUGCUCAUGCGUCUGUUCAUGUUACCCGGUUUGUCCGUAGCACGCACCUUGUAAGUCUCCUUGGUUUUGUUGGAGAUCAUUUUGUUUCUGUCCUUUGACCCUGUCUCUGCCAUGUGCUGUGUGUGCGUUGUGUGUAGGGAUGGCAGCUGAAGCUCCAUGACGCUUCCACAGGGUUCAUCUGAUUGUGCCGGAAAAAUAAACCAAACUUGCGGGGCUUUGAAACCACACAGAACAGUGACAUCCGAUGGUGCACUGCAAGUAUAUCAUCUGCUUCAAUCAGCCUCCAUGUCCUUGCUGUACUUUAAUAUGUACAUAAUAAAAAGCAUAAAACACA
This is a messenger RNA of Betta splendens (Siamese fighting fish), 4949 nucleotides long. RefSeq names its product solute carrier family 16 member 10 (gene slc16a10). The transcript is spliced from 6 exons. The record is from RefSeq and is a predicted model, not a curated record. Lineage: Eukaryota; Metazoa; Chordata; Actinopteri; Anabantiformes; Osphronemidae. Gene Ontology annotation, biological process: transmembrane transport. Gene Ontology annotation, molecular function: monocarboxylic acid transmembrane transporter activity. The coding region runs from base 231 to 1712 and encodes 493 amino acids.